CAAUAGCAAUAAAUAAAUACAGUACAAAAAAAAGAGAGCAAAGAAAUAUAGUACAAAAAUCAAAUAAAAAGAGAUUCAUAAAUUCUUUCUAUCCCUCUCUAAGCUUCUGCAACUAAUCAGAGGCACGGCGGGAACGCAUUUCAGAUCGAUUUGAAUUCUAGGGUUCGUUACAGAUCUUGGAUACAAUGUCUACGGUGGAAGAACCGCUCUAUCCAAUAGCCGUUUUAAUAGACGAGUUAAAGAAUGAUGACAUUCAGCUAAGGUUAAACUCAAUCCGUAGACUCUCGACCAUAGCACGUGCUCUCGGGGAGGAACGAACGCGGAAGGAGUUAAUUCCAUUUCUGAGUGAAAACAAUGAUGAUGAUGAUGAGGUACUCCUUGCGAUGGCGGAGGAAUUGGGUGUGUUUAUUCCGUUUGUUGGGGGAGUUGACUAUGCUCAUGUUUUGCUCCCACCUCUGGAGACUCUUUGCACUGUCGAGGAAACCUGUGUGAGAGAUAAAGCUGUGGAGUCGUUGUGUAGGAUUGGAUCUCAGAUGAGGGAGACCGACUUAGUUGAAUGGUUCAUUCCUCUUGUCAAGAGACUAGCAGCUGGAGAAUGGUUUACAGCUCGAGUUUCUGCGUGUGGGCUAUUUCAUAUUGCCUACCCUAGUGCCCCAGACACGUUGAAGACAGAAUUGCGGUCAAUAUACAGCCAGCUGUGUCAAGAUGACAUGCCCAUGGUUAGGAGGUCUGCUGCCUCUAAUUUGGGGAAAUUUGCUGCCACUGUUGAACCUGCACAUUUGAAGACUGACAUCAUGUCAAUUUUCGAGGAUCUUACCCAAGAUGAUCAAGAUUCUGUUCGUCUAUUGGCUGUUGAGGGCUGUGCUGCUCUUGGGAAAUUAUUGGAGCCUCAGAAUUGCGUUGCACAUAUUCUUCCUGUUAUUGUUAAUUUCUCUCAGGACAAGUCUUGGCGUGUACGCUACAUGGUUGCAAAUCAAUUAUAUGAACUUUGUGAGGCUGUGGGACCUGAGCCUACCAGGAUGGACUUGGUCCCUGCAUAUGUGCGGUUACUUCGUGAUAAUGAGGCUGAAGUACGUAUAGCUGCUGCUGGAAAAGUAACUAAAUUCUGCCGCAUUUUAAGUCCAGAACUUGCUAUUCAACAUAUUCUCCCCUGUGUGAAGGAACUGUCAUCAGAUUCUUCCCAGCAUGUCCGCUCUGCUUUGGCUUCAGUUAUAAUGGGAAUGGCUCCUGUCUUGGGGAAGGAUGCCACAAUCGAACAGCUUCUUCCAAUUUUUCUAUCCCUCUUGAAGGAUGAAUUUCCUGAUGUGCGUCUGAACAUAAUCAGCAAGCUUGAUCAAGUGAAUCAGGUUAUUGGAAUCGAUCUACUGUCCCAAUCACUAUUGCCAGCAAUUGUUGAGCUCGCAGAGGAUAGACAUUGGAGGGUUCGGCUUGCAAUUAUAGAGUACAUACCUUUAUUGGCAAGUCAACUGGGUGUUGGGUUCUUUGAUGAAAAACUUGGUGCUCUUUGCAUGCAGUGGUUGCAGGAUAAGGUCUACUCGAUUCGUGAUGCUGCUGCAAACAAUUUGAAGCGCCUCGCUGAAGAAUUCGGUCCUGAGUGGGCAGUGCAACACAUAAUUCCACAGGUUUUGGAGAUGAGCACCAAUCCCCAUUAUUUGUAUCGGAUGACAAUUCUACGUGCUGUCUCGUUGCUUGCUCCUGUGAUGGGUUCGGAAAUUACAUGUUCCAAACUGUUGCCAGUGGUCAUCAAUGCAUCAAAAGACAGGGUACCCAACAUCAAGUUCAAUGCGGCGAAGGUGCUGCAAUCGCUCAUUCCCAUAGUUGAUCAGUCUGUCGUAGAGAAGACUAUCUGUCCCUGUUUGUUUGAGCUAGGUGAGGAUCCAGAUGUUGAUGUCCGUUUUUUUGCCAACCAAGCUCUUCAGACUAUUGCCAGCGUCAUGAUGUCCUAGACAGACUCCCUUUUAAUAUUGGAAUCUCGUUGUGAGCCCAUGUACUGAAGACCCUCUGUUGAAGUUGCCAUAAUUUCGGGUCAUCAACCCCUUUAAUAUUGGAAUCUCGUAGUGAGCCGUGUUGUACUGAAGACCUACUGUUGAAGUUGCCAUAAUUUCUGGUAAUCAAACCAGUUUCUUCUUUGCCGACAUUUUGAGUGGGUAGGCAAUUGUAUCACUGUGAGAUGUGACCGCCAUGUAAAAAUCCGUUUUUCUGGCUCCUGAACGAAUGCGCGCUCUCAUUUUUCCUCAUGAUAAACGUUGUUUUUGCUUUGUUUGUA
This is a messenger RNA of Populus trichocarpa (black cottonwood), 2266 nucleotides long. RefSeq names its product serine/threonine-protein phosphatase 2A 65 kDa regulatory subunit A beta isoform. Gene Ontology annotation, molecular function: protein binding; protein phosphatase regulator activity. Lineage: Eukaryota; Viridiplantae; Streptophyta; Magnoliopsida; Malpighiales; Salicaceae. Gene Ontology annotation, biological process: protein dephosphorylation. The record is from RefSeq and is a predicted model, not a curated record. The coding region runs from base 186 to 1946 and encodes 586 amino acids. Gene Ontology annotation, cellular component: cytoplasm; protein phosphatase type 2A complex. The transcript has 13 exons.